This is a messenger RNA of Raphanus sativus (radish), 756 nucleotides long. RefSeq lists its product as uncharacterized. Lineage: Eukaryota; Viridiplantae; Streptophyta; Magnoliopsida; Brassicales; Brassicaceae. Bases 81 to 629 code for a protein of 182 amino acids. The transcript has a single exon. The record is from RefSeq and is a predicted model, not a curated record.
CUCUCUCAUCAAAUCACACGAUUUCAAAAGCUAGAACAAACCUUUCAAUAGUAACAUCUCUCUCUCAAAACUCCCACAAAAUGGCAGAAACAGCAAUAUCAACGCUAUUGAAACGCCAAAGAGACGAGCAAGAACAAGAAACCAAGCCCCGCGAAGAUUCAAAAAGACAAAAGGCUUCUUCAUCUUCUACCUCGUACAAUGAAGUUCAAUGUCUCUUAGAUAAUGUAGAAGCACAGAAUGAAGCAGACAGUGAACUAACUUCCCUAAUCACCACACUUCAGCAAGAAAUCUCAACCGAAGAGCAAAACGCUGCUGUUUUUGAGAAUCCUCCUCUCUCUUAUUCUUCUCGCUCCUCUUCGUCGUCUUCGUGCGUUCCAAAGGAAGAAGAAUACGAAAUCGACAAAGAGAAAGAGAGAGUGAUGAAGCAUCUUUUAGAAGCUUCCGACGACGAACUCGGGAUACCUAACACUAAAACUGAGAGGAGUAAUUAUGAGAUAGUUAACAGUGAGACUAAUCAGGAUUACAUAAAUGGGUUUAGUUUAUUAGAUGGGUUUGGUGAUGGGCUUUGGGAGCUUGAGGAUGAAGUUGCUAACUAUUAUACGUUGCUGCAGUCUCAACUGUUCAUGUAAAUGUCCAAAAGAGAAAAAUAGGGAAGCAUAAAAAGAGAUGUUGGGUAGAAAUAGAAAGGAAAUUAAAGAAGGAUAUAUGAUGAAGAAUAGAAAAAGAGAAGAGCUGAAUAUUUUCUUUUAUUUUUCA